UGGUUUGAGAGCAUUCGCGGAACUAUUGUCACGUCAUGUGAUUCCAGUCAGGACUCGAUUAGCAAACGGACUGUUUACCUUCCGCUUCAGACAGAUGUGGCAGAAUAAUAUUCUUUCAAAAUGUAUUCUCACGCUUCAGAGAGUUUAAUUAAACAAGCAAGGGAGAUUCAGGUGUCUGAGCUGCAGAAGUUUUACAGCAGAUUAAUGAAGAUGCUUCAGGGCAAGGAGCUCGGUCACGACACAGUGGACUCCCUGCAGAGGCUGCACCUCAUCCUUUCUGCCACCAAGUACACCCGAACGCUGCCUUUAGAGCUCCAGAAGAGGUUUGUAGCGCUUCUCUCAUCACCUGCGGAGCAGCAUCAGGUGCUGAGCGCAGCUGUGCUCAGAGAGACGCUGCCCCUCACUGGUCAGGAGCUGAAUUACAACCACCAGCUGAACAGUCACGCUGCUGGUCUGCUGCUCUCACAGGCUGUAUCCAAGGGUGAUCUUUCAUCUCUCUGCACUCAACUCCUUCGCAAUCUGGAGAGUCGACCGUCUGAAGGGCCGACUCACUCGCUCAUGCACACCCUGCCUGUCCUCAACAGCGUCCUCACACACAGCCCAGAGUGCCUCAGCGAAGAUCAAAUGACCCUUGUAAGCAAAAAGCUAGUUGAUUGGCUGCGUUAUGCCAGCGUCAUGCAGGGAGUCGGGACUUCCUCUGGGGGAUUCUUCACGGGGCCCAGAUCCCGUCAGCCGGUGCCUAUAGCAGAGCUGGAUGGGUCUGUGUCUGGAGAUUUCUUCACUGUCCUAUGUGUGGGUCAGGGCUUCACUGAAGACCAGUGGAUGAACGUCUACUCCUUUUCCAUGCUGCGUCAUUGGCUUCUCACCUACCAUUCCAGCUGCAGCACCACAGUAGAUGCAGCAAACAGGCUACAACUCAGCCUGUCACUCUCCCACUCCCACUCAUUUUCAAAUGAUGACCGAUCAGAGGUGGACGGGUCCGUAGUUUCUAUGGUUUCGGCGACGUCCUCCUCCAGCCGACUGCUGCCUCCAAAGGAGCGUCUCAGAGAGAAGGCUUUCCAGUACUGCCAGCGCCUCAUCGAACAGAGUGACCGCAAGGCACACAAGAAGACCGAUACAGAACUGCAAAAAGCGUGUCUGGUGGAGGCCGUGUGCAUCCUGGACUGCGUGUGUGUUGAGGACGCGUCGCUGGUCUACAGGACCUUCCCCUGCAUAAAGGCUCUCUUUGGUCGCCUCAGCUCAGAGCUGUCGUAUGCCAGAGUCCUGCUGCCCAUAGCACAGUUCUACCUCAACCACGGCGAGAUUGCUGCAGUGGACUGUGAGAACGUGUGGAAGGUGGUGUUUGGUCGGUUUCCUACGGAGCUCUUCAAUGACCCAUUCCUGGCACACGAGCUUCUACGCUUCCUUCGACUUAACCUAGAAAGCAUAGAGCUUCGGGUUCCACAGUACACGCGCUACUUUCCAAAUCUGCUGAAGUUUUUAGCAUGGGACAGUCCAGCGAUGGUGGAUGACUUUGUGGAUCUGCUGCCCUCUAUGGUUACAACUGGAACUGCAGUGGAGCUGCUUCACACCCUGCUUGACCUGCCCUGUCUCUCUGCCACGCUGGUCCUGCAGCACAGGUCUACAUGUUUGCCCAUCUCUGAGCCAGUCGGUCGCAGCUUCGUGUCACUGGAUGCAUUUCGAAACCCUUCUUUCAGAGGGCUUUUCCUCUUCCUGCUCCGAACGGAGGCAGGCUCAGGUGACACAAUGGACCGACUGAGCACGCUCCAUGAGCUGCUGGUUGAAGCUGCUGACUGGCCGAGAGUCACUCAGUGUGCCCGGACGGUCCCCGUGUUGUUGCACGUUUUCUUCAACACAAUUGUUACGAUCGCUGACGAGAAGCUUUUGGCUCAUUUGAUUCUGGUGAUGCUGGAGAGAAGCAGCCUGCUCCUUAACAUCCCUGCGUACAUCAAAGAGAUACACCGGGUGUUCAGCUGCCACCUGUUGAGGCUGUGUAAGCUCCACCCCUCUCUGGUCGUGAACCAGUCCCACGAGCUGCUGGAGUUUGCUGGAAGCACAGCCAACGUCUACAGCAAAGAGGAACUCUAUACACAUGUGGUGUGGGUGCUGGGAGAGUACCUCUCUGUGUCAUGUGACUCUCGCUGUUCCGUGAGCCUCAUCACUUCCUGUUUUGAAGCGCUGGAGGCGGUGCUGUUUGAGAUCACUUCGUCUGCCCCUCCAACUGGAAAGGUUUGCCCGGCCCCUAAAGUCAUCAACACUUUAAUGAGCGCUCUCGCUAAGCUGGCAUCACGGUCACAUGACCUCAUACCUCGGGUGUCUCUGUUCCUCUCUAAACUAAGAACUGUAACCAGAAGCGGAUCGGUUGCCUGGUGCUCUGAUGAGGAGGACCUCGUUGCUAUAGUAACACGAGGGGAGGAGUUGUGGUCGCUGCUGAAGGCCCCCGGCGUAGCUCAGAGUGUCCUGACACCACCUCCCCAUGUCAUCGCACCGCAGUGGCACAGAGACACUAAUGUGGCAUUGCCGCUUCAACUGCGAGCCCUCACAAGCCUCACACACUCACAGUGACACAAACACACACACUCAUGUACAAAACACAACAUCAUCCUGCGCUGACAAUGCAUUUGGUUUUUGCACAUUAUUUUUGUAAUUGAUUUGUUUGAUGUUGACGCUGAUAUGAUUUUCAUAAAACACACAGAUCCCUUGCAGUGUAAUAUGUUUCUUCUUUAUUACAGUGAUUUGACAGAAAUAUCAUUUUACAAAAUAGAUCAUCUGAUUAAAAAAAAAGAUAAAAAAAAUUGCUCAUUUCCUGAGUAAGUGCUCUGUUUUCAAGAAUUAAAACAGAAGUAAUGAAGUACUAGAAGUUAAGAAAAUCUUGAAAUGUGGAAAUAGAAAUUUGCAUUUACGAUCUACGUUGAUUCUGUCGUAGUCAGAGGACUGUAGCAAAUUCUACAUUACACAUCACUGUUGAUAGAAAAGUGCUCAGAAGUAAAGAGCGCACCAUUUAGACAAAACAACUGGCAUUUAAAGUCCCCCCAACAGGAUACGAAAUGCGUUAGACCGUGACAUUUUCAUAAUGAGACGGACUUCUUUGUCUUUUAAAUCAAAUUACAGUUUUAGGAAAAUUCAAUUUGAACAAAACUGAGUCACAGCCACAGACGAGUAGCUGGUUCUACUCUCGUCUGUUAUCAUCAGGUUGAUCAUUUACAGUCUGGCUCCAGUGUGUGACACAGACAUAUGUGACCUUAAAGUCUGUCUGCAGAUUGCUUAAUUCGGUCUCAGUGGGCCAAAGAUGAGUAUGUUUAAUUACGAAACCAGGGGCUGUGCAUGUACUGUGAAAAUGAACUGAAGUCAAAUGCAGAUCCUCUCAAGGGGUCACAUAAGGUGGUAAAAUCUGUAACAGCUUUUACAGCCAAAUCCAUAUUGAAAGCCUAUCAAUGACAGCUUUGUUGGUCAACUUCCUGACUGUCAUAUUUUACCACUGAGCAAGGAUGUAGCACCAACAGCAGAAAGGGAUUCCUGUGUAGUGAGUUUUGGCACAUUAAUUGUGGUUGGAUUACUGAAAGUAGGGAGUUUAACAGCUUAGGAA
Messenger RNA from Oreochromis niloticus (Nile tilapia), 3586 nucleotides. RefSeq names its product adaptor related protein complex 5 subunit zeta 1 (gene ap5z1). Gene Ontology annotation, cellular component: AP-5 adaptor complex. Bases 121 to 2565 code for a protein of 814 amino acids. The record is from RefSeq and is a predicted model, not a curated record. NCBI's taxonomy places the organism in Eukaryota, Metazoa, Chordata, Actinopteri, Cichliformes, Cichlidae. The transcript has 18 exons.